CUUUCUCCGUAUUUACUACAAAAGUGCUGCUAAAAUCUCUACAGUGUUUGUGUGAGCGAUUUGUGUGUUACAUUUUUGACUUCGAGCUCAUUCUACAUUAUCAAAAUCGAGUAACUUAUGAAUUUUUGUGAUUCAAGUUCUAGUGGUGAAUUUUAUUCUCCUCUCACCCUUUCUGAUUUAGGUUUAAGCCCUCUUAAGGAGGUUAGGGUUAGGAGUGAGAGUGAUAUUGAGCAUGAGUUAGAGUUUUUUGAAGAUCCUGAUUACAUCCCUCACCUUACUCCAUGCAGUGAAAGUUACGAGACUGACGAGAUGUCUUCUAGGGAAACAUUGAGCAAUGGGGGGAGCGAGGAAGUAAAAAUGUUGGAGUACAAUGACAAACUUAUGAGAUUUCUUCUCGGGUUCUGGUUAGGCCUGCUGAAGUGGAGGAAAGGGCAUACUCUGCACCCCAGGAUCACUAGAUGCCAGUCUAAGAUGGACAAAUUUUUGGGUGCUGCUACUGGGGUGGCUAUCCCCAAGAAGCCAAGGAAGAAGUCAAAGACUUCUGAGAAUGCUGUGAGUGAGAAAGGAGAUGGGAAUAAGGAGAAAGGACAGAUGUCAAGUAUAGAAGUCCGAGCUGCAAAGGCGAAGGAGUUGAGGGGGGACAAGGUAGUGGAGUUUGUACCUCAGCCGGCUCCUGUUGAGCUUGAUUCUGAUCUCAGAGAGAUUGAGGUUCCCACCCAUGGCAAGGGCAAAGUAGAUCAUCGUCAAGCUAAGGAUGAAGUGUUGGUGCAUGGAGGGACCUCAGUUGUGAGGCAUGCUUUUGAGACUGCAACUUGGGUCAAUGUGCUAGCCCAAGAGUUCAUGGACCUCGUUAAGGAGUGUAACAGCCUGCAGAAGGAAAGAGAUGAGCUACAGAAGAAGAAUGGGGAAAUGAAGAGGGAGCUGGAUGUAGUGGUACCAGUAGUGACGAGCUUGCAAGAUGAGAAAGACUUGCUGAAGACGAUUCUUUCAUUCGAAGAGCGAAAAAGAAAGAUGUGUGAAGAAGAGAAUGAAGCACAAAAGGAAGAGAUAAAAAGAAUGAGAGAAUCUGAGGCCGAGCUCAAAAAGAAUGUUCAACUGUUGGUGCAUAACGAGAUGGAGGAGCAUAUCACCAAUUUCAUCAACUCCAGCUCGUUUGACAACAUUGUCUAUCUAUACCGGCUACCUACUGCAAUCCUCGCCUUCACCGAUUGUAGGAAGAAGGUGAAAGCUGAGUAUCCCGAAGUGGAUAUAACAAAGAUCACCUUCAACAAACAAGAGGAAGGGGUGGAGGAGAACGGUGAAACAAUGGAAAAAGAGGAAGUAAAGGUAGAAGGUGCUGAAGUUGAGGAGAGCCAACCACCUCUACAAGUGAAGGUCCAUCCAGUUCCCUCUGAUGAAGAACAGCCACCUCUUCUAGCAGGUCAAAAGCCACCUCAGCCACCUCCUCCAACGGAGUAGUUAGGGAUUUUAAUUUUUUUUGAUUUAUGUAGUUGGAAUGUGAACAAUGAUUAAUUUAAACAUUUUUGUAGCAUUUGUUGAUUAAUCUAAGGAAAAUUUUUGAAAUUAGUUUUAAUACUUGUUUUGUGUUUUAAUUGUUUUGUAUUAACAUAAGAAUAGAGAUGAAGUAAUUCA
Messenger RNA from Rubroshorea leprosula, 1632 nucleotides. NCBI's taxonomy places the organism in Eukaryota, Viridiplantae, Streptophyta, Magnoliopsida, Malvales, Dipterocarpaceae. The record is from the annotation of a GenBank genome assembly.